Messenger RNA from Owenia fusiformis, 1366 nucleotides. The record is from the annotation of a GenBank genome assembly. NCBI's taxonomy places the organism in Eukaryota, Metazoa, Annelida, Polychaeta, Sabellida, Oweniidae.
GUUAUCUAUCGUACUAAAUGGCAUUGAUGCAAUAAGAGAGGCAUAUGUGAACAAGGGGGUUGUAUUUGCUGGACGACCAGAUGAGCCCCACACGUUAGAACUCAAUCCAACCAAAUCUGGUAUAUUGUUUAUGACAUACUCGGAAGCCUGGCGCAAUGAAAAGAAAGUAAUUGUCCGUGCCCUGAAAGCAUUUGAUUAUGGAUCUGCAAGUCUUGAGUCAAAGAUCCUUCUUCAAAUUGAUAUGAUGAAAGAGGAAAUAAACUUGAGACUUGGGAAACGUCAGGAUAUUUGUAAACUGGUAUCAUUUACAAUGUCAAAUACAAUGUCUUCUAUCUUGUUUGGGACAGAGUACAAAUUCUAUGAUGAAGAAUUGACAGGUUUUCUUGAAGAUUCUGCAGCAGCGAUGUUUCACUCUGCCCGUCUCAUGGGUGACAUGAACUACCUUCCUUUUCAACGCUUUCUUCCGAAAACCAGGGAAAGAAUAGCACAAUACAGGAAAGCCAAUGAUAAAAUGAAUGAGUUCUUCUUAAAACACAUCAACCAACACAAGGCAACAAAACAAAAUAAUAUUUGUCGUGACUUCACCGACAUGAUGAUUGAGGAAGCGAAUAAACAGAACAGUGCUUUGCUGGACUGGAAUGAUGAAUCAUUUUGCAACACACUCUCCGCUCUGUUUAUUGACGCUGUGGAUACAUCUCCAGUACAAUUUCACUGGCUCCUACUCUAUGUCCAUUACUUUGAUAAUGUGGCCGAUAGAAUUCAAAGUGAGAUUGAAGAGGUGAUUGGAGAGAGGCAACCAUCUUUGAAAGAUAAAGACAGAAUGCCAUAUACAGAAGCUGUGAUCUUCGAAACAUUUCGCAUGUCAAGUGUUGUCCCACUUGCAACAACCCAUUGUGCUAUGGAGGAUACAAAACUGUUUGGAUAUGAUAUCCCUGAGGGCAUAGAUGUAUUUGCCAACCUAUGGAGUGUUCAUCACGACCCAGAUGUAUGGGGUGAUCCAGAGGUUUUUAGGCCAGAGCGUUUCAUCAAAGAUGGGAUAUGUAUUCGCCAUGAAGCACUGAUUCCAUUCUCAAUGGGUAGGAGAGCAUGCCUAGGAGAACAACUGGCCAAAAAGCAGAUCUUUCUACUUUUGACAAGUCUUCUUCAACAAUACAAGUUCCAUUUGGAUGACAAACCAACAAGCUUGAAGGGGGAGUUUUCCAUUGCAUUAGUACCCCCACCUUUCCAGCUGAGGGUGGAACAGAGGUCCUAGUGAAAAUUAUGAAGAGUUAUUUAACUGUUACAUAGCUGACUUAUGUUAGAUAUGUUUUAUCAAACAUGCAUUUAAAUGACAUUGAUGACAAAAGGGGAAUAGUACUUUUGGUUU